This is a messenger RNA of Pelagomonas calceolata, 30988 nucleotides long. The record is from the annotation of a GenBank genome assembly. Lineage: Eukaryota; Pelagophyceae; Pelagomonadales; Pelagomonadaceae.
AUGGGCGCCUCGGUCUCCCUCCCGGGGCCGUUCGCGCAGUUCAGCCGGCUGUCGCUCAGCGACGUCGACGAGAUGAUCAUCCGCCACCGGACGCAGCUCGACGGCGCGUUCAUGGUGACGCCGCAGGAGCUCGAGGCGGUCGUCGGCCCCAAGGUCAAGGACGCGGCGGCCAUCAUCGCGCAGCUCGAGGCCGGCGAGGAAGGCAAGAUCAACGCGCUGAGCUUCCUCUGCGGCGCCGUGGCCGUGUGCCGCACGCCGGCGCCGGGCGGCGGCGGCGACCGCGAGGACGGCGUCAAGGCCAAGGCGCGGCGCAUGUUCGCGCUCUUCGACUUCGGCCGCGCGCGCGCGCUGACGCCGUCGGAGCUGGGGAUCCUGCUCCUGAGCCUGGGCCGCGCGCUCGAGUCGUUCAUGGGCCUGCGCCGCGGCAAGUCGUGCGUCGCCUUCGAGGACAUGGCCGCGCUCGACAACGCGGCGCGCGUGGCCGUCGGCAAGUACGACGGCGCCCUGAAGCAGGGCAUGCGCGAGGGCCGCGGCGGCGGCGAGGACUUCUCCGACGUCGAGCUCGGCGCGCCGGACGCGUCGGGCACGCAGGGCCAGGAGGCCGCGCGGCUGCCGCGCAAGGACUUCGUCGAGUGGUCGCUGCGCGUGCUGAACCCCUACUGCCGGCCGCCCGUCGUCCUCGACGCCCUGCGCAAGUUGGUCAGGGCGUCGUCGGCCGGCGACCUCAACGAGGUCGGCUCGUCGACGCGCAAGGGCCUCGAGCAGAUGUCGAUCUUGGGUGCGGAGGCGGCGGCGCUCAUGAUGGACGACUCGGCCUACGAGCCGGACCCCGUUCCCACCAAACCCGAGAUCGACGGCGACGGCGCGUGGGUGCCGUUCGCGUCGAAGAAGACGGAGCGCGAGUCGGGCUGGCUCCUCGAGCAGGUCUGCAAGGUGCCGGCCCUCGCGAAGCUCACGCGCCGCGAGCAGGGAGUGGUGAUAGACGCGUUCCGCCGCAAGGUCUUCCAGGGCGGCCAGCGCCUGUACGUGCAGGGCAAGGGCACGGACUACCUCUACUUGAUCGAGGACGGCCACGUCGCCGUCGACGCCGACGGCGGCUUCACGGGCCAGCGCAACCUGCCGGCGGCCGACGGCACGCGCCACGUCGGCGAUUUGGAUGUGAUGAAGGCGGCGCGCGCGCACACGGCGACGGCGGCGACGGCGUGCUCGGCCUGGGCCCUCGACAAGCUGACGCUCAGCGAGAUCCUCAAGGACUCGCAGCACAAGAAGCGCAUGCUCUACGCCGCGGCCUUGAAGCGCGUGCCGCUGCUCGGCGGGUUAGAUGGAAGCAAGGUCGCGCAGAUCGUCGACGCGUCGACGGCGCACGACUACGACACGGGCCAGCUCAUCCUCAGAGAGUCGGAGCCGGGCUCGGACUUCUUCGUCAUCCUCAACGGCUCCGUCGAGUGCACGCGCUACGUCGCCGGCGCGAACGACUCGGUCUGCCCGACGCUCGAGACGGGCGACUUCUUCGGCGAGCUGUCCCUGACGACGGGCGCGCCGCGCGCGGCGACGUGUAUUGCUCUGGCCGAGUGCGAGUGCCUCAAGAUCCCCAAGGAUAUAUUUAAGGCGAUCAUCGAGAAGCCCUGCGCCGGUGGCUUGGCCCGAGACUACAAGGCCCUCGAGGAGCAGGCCAUGGCCUCGAACAAGGACGCGGAAGCUAGAGCUCGCGCGCGCCGCGCGAAGCGGAAAUCUAGGAAGCGCGCCGGCGAGUCGCCGCGCGCGGGCGACCCCGUCGACCCCGCCGAGAUGCGCAGCCUCGGCGGCGUGUCCUUCAUCGCCACGAUCCCCGACUUCACGCCGCGGUCGGCGAACAAGAGCUUCCGCGGCCAGAUGGCCGAGAAGAUGUCGGGCAAGGUCAUGACCGAGACGGGCGCGGACGUCACGGCGCGGCACGUGCACGUCCAGGGCGUCAAGGCCGGGUCGUUGGUCAUGGAGAUCUUCUUGGAGAGCGCGACCGACGAGGAGGCCAUCGCCGCGGCCUUGGAAGCCGCGGGCUUCGGCAAGGACGUCGUCGCCCAGUCCGAGGUCAAGAUUAGCAACAUCGAGAUCCACAAGCGCCACAUCGGCAAGGGCAUGGCCGAGGAGGAGAUCCGGAAGCGCGAGGAGGAGUCGGCCGCUAGGGAGAUCCACGCCUUCAAGACGCAGUUCCUGAACGCCGCGCGGCGCUGCUUCGAGCUCAUCGAUAAAGAUGGAGGCGGGACGCUGUCCAAGGAGGAGAUUGUGGAAGCUGUGAAGAAGGACGAGGAAGUCAUUAAAUUUCUGACGACGUGCGGCGACGAGAACCUCGAGUUCCUAUUGCACCCGCCGCGGCUGCAGAAGGCCUUGGAGAUCCUCGACACGGACAAGUCGGGCGAGCUCGACGUCGACGAAUGCACGGCCCGGUGUAGUAUUCAUGCUAGAGCUUCGCGACGCGUCCGCUCCGCCCGCGGCUGAAUCAUGAUUCACCGGUUAUUUGCACACAGGGGAGAGCGCGAUCAACCGGGGCCUCGCCAAGCGCCUCAAGGACCUCGAGAAGGAGCGCGAGCGCCGGAACCGCGCCGCGCGCGAGGAAGACCUCCAGUUCAGCCUCGACUUCCUGUCGACGUCGCGCAAGGUCUUCCGCAUGAUCGACAAGGACGACUCCGGCACGCUCGAGAAGCAGGAGGUCAUCGACGCCGUCAGCGCCGACAAGAAGGUGAUCAACUUCCUCGUCAACUGCGGCGAGCCGAACCUCCAGUAUUUGUUGGUGCCGGCGCGCCUCGAGUCGGCGCUCCAGCAGUUGGACACGGAUCGCGACGGCCACAUUGAUGCCCAGGAGUGGUGCUGACGCAGUGUCCUUACUUCUUUCUACGCCGUGUCCGACUCACCGGUCGCUUGCUACGCAGGGAGGACGCCAUCGAGGACGCGCUGUCGAACAAGCUCGCGCAGCGCGCGCUGAAGCGCGAGGCCGACGCGGCCGCCGCGCAGCGUGAGAUCGAGAACUUCACCGCCGAGUUCAAAAACGCAGCUCGCAAGUGCUUCCAGCUCAUCGACAAGGACCAGGGCGGGACCCUGAGCCACUCGGAGAUCGUCGAGGCCGUCAAGUCUGACAAGGAAGUAAUAAAAUUCCUGACGACGUGCGGCGACGAGAACCUGUCGUUCCUCCUCCACCCGCCGCGCCUCAAGAAGGCGCUCGAGGCCCUGGAUGAGGACAAGUCCGGAGAAAUCGACAUUGAGGAAUGGCGCGUUUUGCGGCGUCCGUGAUCACAUAUAGACUCUUUCUCGCGGCCGUGUCGACGGCACAUGACGUCGCCUCGACGCUAUCGACGCGUCGUUGCCGCUACGUGUCAACAUAACAUCGUACGCACACAGGGAGACGGCGAUCAACCGCGGCCUCGCGAAGCGCCUCAAGGACCUCGAGAAGGAGCGCGAGCGCCGCGAGCGCGCGAGCACCGCGGCCGACGAAGAGUUCUCCACCGAGUUUUUGGGCCUCGCGCGCAAGGCGUUCCAGAUGAUCGACAAGGACGACUCCGGCACACUCGAAAAAGAAGAAAUUUUUCGCGCGGUGCGGGCUGAUCAGGACGUGAUCAACUUCCUCACGAACUGUGGCAACAAGAAUCUCCAGUACCUGUUGGUGCCGUCGCGGCUCGAAGCCGCAUUGGCGGUGCUCGACACCGACAGGGACGGAACAAUUGACGCCAUCGAGUGGUGCGUUUCGGAGUCUGAAAUUUUGGGGUGCCUUCGACGCGGCGACUGCGUGCUGGGGGCGUAGACGUACGCCGUCGACGCGUCUCGCGAGGGGGGACGGGCGGUUUCGCGGCUCACCGGUCGACGUUUCGCGCAGGGAGGAAGCGAUCGAGACCGCGCUCGCGGCCAAGCUCGAGCAGCGCGCCAAGGCUCGCGAGCUCGACGCAAAGGCGGCCAGCAAGGAGAUCGAAGAAUUCACGUUCGAGUUCAAAAACGCCGCGCGCGAGUGCUUCCAGCUCAUCGACAAGGACCACGGCGGGUCGCUGUCCAAACAGGAGAUCGUCGACGCCGUCCGAAGCGACCAGACGGUGAUCCGGUUCCUGACGACGUGCGGCGAGGACAACCUGACGUUCCUGCUGCACCCGCCGCGCCUCCAGAAGGCCCUCGAAAUCUUGGACACGGACAAGUCCGGCGAGGUCGACAUCGACGAAUGUACCGUCCCGGCGUCUUGAAUCGUGACCUGACGCCAUCGACGCGACGCCUGCUCGACGGCGUCUCACUGAUUGAUUUGCGCACAGGGGAGGAGGCGAUCAACCGCGGCCUCGCCAAGCGCCUCGACCAGCUGGCGAACGAGCGCGAGCGCCGCGAGAAGGCGGCCCGGGCUGAGGACGAGAAUUUCUCCGUCGAGUUCCUGAGCGCCGCUAGAAAGGUGUUCGAGAUGAUCGACGUCGACGAGUCCGGCACGCUCGAGAAGGAGGAGGUGGUUGUCGCCAUCCGCGGGAACAAGAAGGUGAUUAACUUCCUCGUGAACUGCGGCAACAAGAACCUCCAAUACUUGUUGGUGCCGGCGCGCCUCGAGGCCGCCCUCGCGGCGAUGGACACGGAUCACGACGGCACCAUCGACGCGGACGAGUGGUGCGUUUUGGAGUCUGCAACAUUGGGUCGCCUUCGACGCGGCGAUGACGUGCUUGUGGCUCACCGGUCGAUGUUCCGCGCAGGGAGGAGUGCAUCGAGAUCGCGCUCAAAAACAAACUCGCGGACCGCGCGGCCAAGCGCUCGCUCGAUGCCGCGCGGGCCGCGAAGGAGAUCGAGGAAUUUACGAACGAGUUCAAAAACGCCGCGCGCGAGUGCUUCCAGAUGAUCGACACCGACGGCGGCGGCUCGCUCAGCACUGAUGAGAUCGUCCGAGCCGUGAAAGAGGACGCCAAAGUGAUCAAAUUCCUAAAGAACUGCGGCGAAGAUAAUCUGCAAUUCCUGCUGCACCCGCCGCGCCUGCAGAAGGCGCUCGCGAUCCUGGACACCGACAAAUCGGGCGAGAUCGACAUCGACGAAUGUACUGCUUCCCGGCGUCCUCCUAUUGUCCCAGAGAUUUGAUCCGACGCGUCUGCCACACAGGGGAGGAGGCGAUCAACCGCGGCCUCGCCAAGCGGCUGGAGGCGCUGUCGAAGGAGCGCGAGCGCGCCAACCGCGCGGCGGCGAAAGCGGAUGAGGAGUUCAGCGCCGAGUUCCUCAGCGCGGCGCGUGAGGUCUUUCAAAUGAUCGACGAGGACGAGUCCGGCACGCUCGAGAAACAGGAGGUCGUGGACGCCGUCAGAGCGGACAAAAAAGUAAUAAAUUUCCUGACCGACUGCGGCAACAAGAACCUGCAGUACCUGCUCGUCCCGUCGCGCCUCGAGGCCGCCCUCGCGGCGAUGGACACGGACAACGACGGCUCCAUCGACGCGGACGAGUGGUGUGUGUCGGAGUCUGGAAUCUUGGGUCGCCUUCGACGCGGCGAUGGCGUGCGUGUGGCGUAGAAGCACGUCGCCGGCUCACCGGUCGACGUUCCGCGCAGGGAGGAGUGCAUCGAGAAGGCGCUCGCGAACAAGCUCGAGCAGCGCUCCGCGGCCCGCGAGGCGCAGAGGAAGGCGGCGCAGAAGGAAAUCGAAGAGUUUACUGGCGAGUUCCUGAACGCACGGCCCCCGGCGUCCGAAUCCUUCGUGUAUGUCGACGCGUCGCCGACGGUCCCGCGCGCAGGCCGCGAAGCAAGUCUUCCUCCUCAUCGACAAGGACAACUCCGGCACGCUCGACAAGGGCGAAAUUAUCAAGGCCGUCAAGGAAGACGAAAAGGUGAAGAGCUUCCUCGCCACGUGCGGCGAGCCGAACCUCGAGUUCCUUACUCAGCCAGCACGCCUGCACAAGGCGCUCGAAGUGCUGGACACGAGCAAGGACGGCGAGGUGGACAUGGAGGAAUGGGAGGAAGCGAUCAACCGCGGCCUGGCGAAGCGCCUCGCGCAGCUCGCCGCCGAACGCGAGCGGCGCGAGCGCGCGGCGGAAAAGGCCGACGCCGAAUUUAGCGUCGAAUUUUUGAACGCGGCGCGGAAGUGCUUCGAAAUGAUCGACGUCGACGAGUCCGGGACGCUGGAAAAAGCUGAAAUCGUCGAGGCCGUCACGUCGAACAAAAAAGUUAUCUCGUUCCUUGUUAACUGCGGGAAUAAAAACCUGCAGUACCUGCUCGUGCCGGUGCGCCUCGAGGCCGCGCUCACGGCGAUGGACACGGACCGCGACGGGCAUAUUGAUAUAGAUGAAUGGGAGACGUGCAUCAAAGACGCCCUCAAAAACAAAUUGGCCGCGCGCGCCGCCAAGCGCGAGCUCGACGCCAAGAACGCUGCGAAGGAGAUCGAGGAGUUCACGAACGAGUUCCUCUCCGCCGCGCGGCGCUGCUUCGAAUUGAUCGACAAGGACGGCGGCGGCACCCUGUCGACGGCCGAGAUCGUCGAGGCCGUGAAGAGCGAUGCGGAAGUGAUCGACUUCCUGAAAAACUGCGGCGAGGAGAACCUGCAGUUCCUCCUCCACCCGCCGCGCCUCAAGAAGGCGCUGGCCGUCCUCGACGAGGACAAGUCCGGCGAGAUUGAUGUCGAGGAAUGGGAAACGGCGAUCCAGAAGGGCCUCGCGCACCGCCUGGAGCAGCUGUCGAUCGAGCGCCAGCGCCGCGACCGCGCAAAUGCGAGAGCGGACGAAGAAUUCUCCGCGGAGUUCCUCAGCGCGGCCCGUGCAGUUUUCCUAAUGAUCGACAAGGACGACUCGGGCUUCCUCGACAAGGAAGAGAUCGUUACGGCCGUCAGAGCAGAUAAAGAAGUGAUUGACUUCCUCACGAACUGCGGCAAUAAGAAUCUGCAGUACCUGCUGGUCCCCUCGCGCCUCGAGGCGGCGCUCGCGCAGCUGGACUCGGACCGCGACGGCGAGAUCGACUGCAACGAGUGGUGCGUUUCGGAGUCCGAAGCUGGGGGGGGGGGGCUUCUACGCGGCGACGGCGUCGACGCGGCUGACCGUCGACGUUCCGCGCAGGGAGGACGCGAUCGAGACGGCGCUGCGGAACAAGCUCGCGCAGCGCGCCAAGGCGCGCGAGGCCCAGGCCAAGGCCGCCGCGAAGGAGAUCGCCAAAUUCACGAGCGAGUUCCUGAACGCACGGCCCCCGGCGUCCGAAGCCUUCGCGUAUGUAACCGACGGUCCCGCGCGCAGGCUGCCCGGCAAUGCUUUAUUAUGAUCGACAAGGACAACUCUGGCACGCUCGAAAAGCCCGAGAUCGUCAAGGCCGUGAAGGAGGACAAAAAAGUGAUCGACUUCCUCAAAAACUGCGGCGAAGAAAACUUGCAAUUCCUGCUGCACCCGCCGCGCCUCGACAAAGCUCUCGAUGCCCUGGAUACCGACAAGUCCGGGGAGCUCGACAUCGAAGAGUGUACUGCCCGGCGUCUUUUUGUGUCCGCGAGAUGCGCUCUUUUGACCGUUUGUCUGCUACGCAGGGGAAGCCGCCAUCAACCGCGGCCUCGCGAAGCGCCUGGAGCAGCUGGCCGACGAGCGCGAGCGCCGCCAGCGCGCCGCGGAGCGGGCCGACGCCGAAUUCACGCUAGAAUUUUUGAACGCGGCCCGCGAGGUCUUCCAAAUGAUCGACAAGGACGACUCGGGAACGCUCGAUAAAGCUGAGAUUGUGGAUGCCGUGAAGAACGACAAAAAAGUGAUAAAAUUCCUCUGCAACUGCGGCAACCAAAACUUGCAGUACUUGCUGGUGCCGUCGCGCCUCGACAAGGCGCUCGCGGAGAUGGACACCGAUCGCGACGGCACCAUCGACGCGGACGAGUGGGAGCAGUGCAUCGAGAUCGCGCUGCAGAACAAGCUCGCCGCGCGCGCGGCGAAGCGCGAGCUCGACGCCAAGAACGCGGCGAAGGAGAUCGCGGCCUUUACCUCGGAUUUCCUGAACGCCGCGCGCAAGUGCUUCAACCUCAUCGACAAGGACAUGUCGGGCACGCUCGAGAUCGACGAGAUCGUCCAGGCCGUGAAGACGGAUCAAGAAGUCAUCUCGUUUCUGCAGAACUGCGGCGAGGAGAACUUGCAGUUCCUGCUGCAGCCCGCGCGCCUCAAGAAGGCGCUCAAGGCCCUCGACACCGACGGCUCGGGCGAGAUCGACGUCGAGGAGUGGUGCGGUACGCGGCGUCCUCCACGGUUCACACGCCAUCGACGCGUCGUCGCCACGUAGAGGCAUAACGCCGGUCGCGCGCAGGGAGGAGGCGAUCCAGCGCGGCCUCAAGCGCCGCCUCGAGCAGCUCUCCGAGGAGCGGGAGCGCCGCGCGCGCGCCGCGGCCGCCGCCGACGAGGACUUUUCGGCGGAGUUCCUGACCAUGGCUCGCCAGGUCUUCGAUAUGAUAGAUGUGGACGAGUCGGGGUACCUGGACAAGGACGAAAUUAUCGACGCCGUCAAGGCGAACAAGAAGGUGAUCAACUUCCUCCAGACCUGCGGCAACCAGAACUUGAUGUACCUCCUCGAGCCGGCGCGGCUCCAGCAGGCGCUCGCCGUGCUCGACACGGAUCGCGACGGCCAGAUCGACGCAAGCGAGUGGUGCUGACCCGGUGUCCUUGCGUCCUUCCUUCUACGCCGUCGACGCGACGCGGUACCGUGUGUCUGCGCGACUCACCGGUCGCUCGCCACGCAGGGAGGACGCGAUCGAGAACGCGUUGAAGGCCAAGCUCCAGGCCCGCGCGGCGCAGCGCCGCGCGCAGGAGAUGAUGGCCCGCCAGGCGGCCAAGGAGCUCGAGGAGUUCACGAACGAGUUCAAGAACGCGGCGCGGCACUGCUUCGAGCUGAUCGACGUCGACAAGGGCGGCUCGCUGUCAAAGGAGGAGAUCGUCAACGCCGUCCACCCCAAGACGGGUAUCGAGGCGCGAACGCGGCGUCCUACGACCGCGCGAACUUCAACUUGCGAGGACUCCGUGAUCUGCGGAACUGCUGUUUUCGUGUGUUUGGUGUGUGGUGGUGCAGAAUCGGACGACAGUAGCAACUACGAACACACACACACAAAGGAACAACCGAACGACCGCGUCACACUUCGCGCCGUUCGCAGAAAGUCAUCAAGUUCCUCAAGACGUGCGGCGAGGAGAACCUGCAAUUUUUGCUCCACCCGCCGCGGCUGCAGAAGGCCUUGGAGAUCCUGGACACGGAUAAGAGUGGAGAGGUCGACGCCGACGAGUGGCGCGUCGCGCGGCGUCCUCCCUCGUUUCGUGUCGUUCGUCUGACGUCGCUCCGCGCGCAGGGAGGAGGCCAUCAACCGGGGCCUCGCGAAGCGCAUCGAGCAGCUCAAGGCCGAGCAGGAGCGGCGGGCGCGGGCCGCGGCCGCGGCCGACAGCGAAUUCUCCGAGGAGUUCCUCAACGCGGCUCGCAAGGCCUUCCGCCUCAUCGACAGGGACGGGAGCGGGACGCUCGAGAAGGCUGAGAUUGUUCGCGCCGUGCGCGCUGACAAGGAGGUCAUCGACUUCCUCAACAACUGCGGCAACCAGAACCUCCAGUACUUGCUGGUGCCGUCGCGCCUCGAGGCCGCGCUGCUCGUGCUCGACACGGACCGCGACGGCCACAUCGACGAGGAGGAGUGGUGCGUUUCGGAGUCUGAAACUUUGCGGUGGACGCGGCGAUGGCGUGCUGGUGGCGUAGAAGUACUUCGCGGCUCACCGGUCGACGUUCCGCGCAGGCAAGAAGCGAUCGAGUCCGCCCUCGCGGCCAAGCUCGAGGCCCGCGCCGCGGCCCGCGCCGUGCAGGCGAAGGCGGCACAGAAGGAGAUCGAGGAGUUCACCGACUCGUUCCUCACGGCCGCGGCGCGCUGCUUCGACCUCAUCGACAAGGACGGCGGCGGGUCCUUGUCAAAGAGUGAGAUCGUCACCGCCUGCGCCUCGGACCAGGAAGUCAUCCACUUCCUGUCCAACUGCGGCGAGGAGAACUUGCAGUUCUUGCUGCACCCGCCGCGCCUGCAGAAGGCGCUCGAAAUCUUGGACACCGACAAAUCGGGCGAAGUGGAUCGCGAAGAGUGGGAGGAAGCCAUCAACCGCGGCCUCGCGAAGCGGCUGCAGCAGCUGGCCGACGAGCGCGAGCGCCGCGAGCGCGCGGCUCUGGCGGCCGACGCCGAAUUCACUGCCGAGUUCUUGAGCGCGGCGCGGGCGGUAUUCAACAUGAUCGACGUCGACGAGAGCGGCGACCUCGAAAAACAAGAAAUUGUCGUGGCAGUCAAGUCGAACCAGGUCGCGAACGCGGCGUCCUACGACCGCGCGAACUUCAACUUGCGAGGACUCCGUGGUCUGCGGAACUGCUGUUUUCGUGUGUUUGGUGUGUGGUGGUGCGGGAUCAUCCAACGACCGCUUCACACGUCGUUUCCAUCGCAGAAAGUGAUCAAGUUCCUCGUCAACUGCGGCGAGCCGAACCUGCAGAACCUGCUCGUGCCCUCGCGCCUCGAGGCCACGCUCGCGGUGCUCGACACCGAUCGGGACGGCCACAUCGACGCGGUCGAGUGGCGCGUUUCGGAGUCUGCAACUUUGGGGUGCCUUCGAUGCGGCGAUGGCGUGCCGAUGCUUACCGGUUGAUGUUCCGCGCAGGGAGGCCUGCAUCGAAUCGGCGCUGGCGAACAAGCUGGCCGAGCGCGCGGCGAGGCGCGAGCUGCAGGCCAAGGCCGCGCAAAAGGAAAUCGAAGAAUUCACUGCGGAGUUCAAGUCGGCCGCCCGGCGCUGCUUCCAGCUCAUCGACAAGGACGGCGGCGGGACCCUGAGCCACUCGGAGAUUGUAGAAGCCGUAAAGUCGGACCAGGAAGUCAUUUCUUUCCUCAAGACGUGCGGCGAGGAGAAUCUAAUGUUCCUGCUGCACCCGCCGCGCCUCAAGAAGGCGCUGGAGGCCCUGGACGCCGACGGGUCGGGCGAAAUCGACGUCGAGGAGUGGGAGACGGCCAUCAACAAGGGCCUGGCGAAGCGCCUGGAGCAGCUCGCCAUCGAGCGCGAGCGGAGGGAACGGGCAGCCUUAAGGGACGAUGCCGAAUUCAGCACUGAGUUCCUUAACGCGGCUCGCCGAUGCUUCGAGAUGAUCGAUAAGGACGAGUCCGGCACGCUCGAGAAGGAGGAGAUCGUGCGCGCCAGUGCACGGCUUAAUCGUGGCCUUCGUGCGUUGGACUCACUGAUUUGUUUACGCACAGGUGCGUGCCGUGAGGGCGGAUCAGGAAGUGAUUAAUUUCCUCGUCAACUGCGGCAAUAAGAACCUGCAGUAUCUGCUCGUGCCGAACCGCCUCCAGGCCGCCCUCGCGGCGAUGGACACGGAUCACGAUGGGCAUAUUGAUUUGUGUGAAUGGGAGACGUGCAUCGAGAUCGCGCUGCAGAACAAGCUCGAGCAGAGGGCCGCGGCCCGCGAAGCGCAGGCGAAGGCGGCACAGAAAGAAAUCGCAGAAUUUACCGGCGAGUUCCUUUCCGCCGCCCGGCAGUGCUUCCAGCUCAUCGACAAGGACUGCGGCGGUUCGCUGUCCAAGCAGGAGAUCGUGGAGGCCGUGCGUGGUCCGCGUUCGCCGUGAAGGUGCCUUCGACUGAUCGCCACCUGUACGCCAUCGACGCGGGCCCGGCCGGGCGCGCACUCCCGAACGGUCACUCACCGGUCGACGAAACACAGGUCAAGACCGACCAGGAAGUCAUCAGGUUCCUGACGACGUGCGGCGAGGAAAAUUUGCAGUUCCUCCUCCACCCGCCGCGGUUGCAGAAGGCGCUCGAAAUCCUGGACACGGACAACUCCGGCGAGGUCGACGAGAAGGAGUGGUGCGUCUGGCGGCGUCCUUUCUAUCACCGGCUACACGCGGUCAUACUUUCCAACCUGGGACGCCAUCGACGCGACGGUUCUCGUCCGAAGCUCACCGGUCGCUGCGCGCAGGGACGAGGCCAUCCAGCGCGGCCUCUCGAAGCGCUUGGAGCAGCUGGCAAUGGAGCGCGAGCGGAGGGAAAGGGCGGCCCUCCGCGCGGACGCCGAGUUCAGCACGGAGUUCCUGAACGCGGCUCGUAAAGUUUUCCAAAUGAUCGACGACGACGGCAGUGGCACGCUCGAGAAACAGGAGAUCGUCACGGCCGUCAAGUGCAACCAACGCGUCAUCAAGUUCCUCGUCAACUGCGGCAACCCGAACCUCCAAUACCUCCUCGUCCCGGCGCGCCUCGAGUCGGCGCUCGUGCAGAUGGACACGGAUCGCGACGGCCACAUCGACGAGGGCGAGUGGUGCGUUUCGGAGCCUGAAACUUUGGGGCGCCUUCGACGCGGCGAUGGCGUCGACGCGGCUCACCGGUCUAUAACAACGCAGGGAGGAGGCCAUCGAGGUCGCGCUGUCGAACAAGCUCGCGGACCGCGCGGCCAAGCGCGAGAUGCAGGCCAAGGCGGCGCAAAAGGAGAUCGAAGAGUUCACGCUCGACUUCAAAAACGCCGCGCGGCGCUGCUUUGAGUUGAUCGACAAGGACGGCGGCGGCACGCUUUCAAUCACGGAAAUCGUUGAAGCCGUAAAGUCGGACCAGGAAGUGAUAUCCUUCCUCAAGACGUGCGGCGAGGAGAACCUGAUGUUCCUGCUGCACCCGCCGCGCCUCAAGAAGGCGCUCGAGGUCCUGGACACGGACGGUUCCGGAGAAGUAGAUGUUGACGAAUGUACUGCCCCGGCGUCUUGAAUCGUGACCUGACGCCAUCGACGCGACGCCUGCUCGACGGUGUGGCGAUGCGGUUUUCUGAUCGGGCACACCCGACUCACUGGUUGAUUUGCGCACAGGGGAGACAGCGAUCAACCGCGGCCUCGCGAAGCGCCUGGAGCAGAUGGCGAAGGAGCGCGAGCGGCGCGAGCGCGCGGCGGCGGCGGCUGACGAGGAGUUCAGCGCCGAGUUCCUGACCGCGGCGCGCAAGGUCUUCCAGAUGAUCGACGACGACGACUCCGGCACGCUCGAGAAGGCUGAGAUUGUGACCGCCGUCCGGGCGAACAGGGAGGUGAUCAAGUUUUUGACCGACUGCGGCAACAAGAAUCUCCAGCACCUGUUGGUCCCGUCGCGCCUCGAGUCUGCGCUCGCGCAGAUGGACACGGAUCACGACGGCACCAUCGACGCGGACGAGUGGUGCGUUUCGGAGUCUGCAACUUGGGGGUGCCUUCGACGCGGCGAUGUCGUGCUUGUGGCGUAGAAGUACGCCGUCGCCGCGGCCGCAAGAGCGCGUCGACGCGUCUCCCGGCUCACCGGUCGAUGUUCCGCGCAGGGAGGAGUGCAUCGAGAAGGCGCUCGCGAACAAGCUCGAGCAGCGCGCCGCCGCGCGCGAGGCACAGAGCAAGGCCGCGAUGAAAGAAAUCGCCGAGUUCACUGGCGAGUUCCUCUCCGCCGCCCAGCGUUGCUUCGAGCUCAUCGACAAGGACGGCGGCGGAUCGCUCUCGAUCGACGAGAUCGUCUAGGCCUGUGCAUCAAUCAACCGAUCGAUUCAGCACGGCCGCGGGCACGGGACUGGACUGACUGGUUGAUUUCCACACAGGUCGAUGCCGUGAAGAAUAACGCCGAAGUGAUUAAAUUCAUCAGCAACUGCGGAGACGACAACCUGAUGUUCCUGCUCCACCCGCCGCGCCUCAAGAAGGCCCUGCACUUCCUCGACACGGACCAGAGCGGCGAGAUUGACAAGGAGGAGUGGUGCGUCUGGCGGCGUCCUUUCCAUCACCGGCAUCACGCGGUCAUACCUUCCAACCUGCGACGCCAUCGACGCGACGGUCCUCGUCCGAAGCUCACCGGUCGCUGCGCGCAGGGACGAAGCCAUCUCCCGCGGCCUCGCGAAGCGCCUCGAGCAGCUCGCCGCCGAGCGCGAGCGGCGCGAGCGCGCGGCGGAGAAGGCCGACGCCGAGUUCAGCAAUGAGUUCCUCAACGCGGCGCGCAAGUGCUUCGAGAUGAUCGACGACGACCAGUCCGGCACGCUCGAGAAGGCCGAGAUGUCCGCGCGCAGCGUCCAUCCUUCAGCCCGCGCGCGUCGCGGCGAUGGCGCGAGGUCGGCGGCCGCUCUAGCCGUCCGUAGAGUCUGGGGCCGCUCAUACGCCAUCGACGCGACGCCUUACUCACCGCCCGAUUCCCCCGCAGCGUCACAGCUGUCCAGUCGAACCAAAAAGUUAUCAAAUUUUUGAUCAACUGCGGCAAUAAAAAUCUUCAGUACCUGCUGGUCCCGUCGCGCCUCGAGGCCGCCCUCGCGGCGAUGGACACGGACAACGACGGCCACGUGGACAUCGACGAAUGGGAAGAGUGCAUCGAGGUCGCCCUCGCGAACAAGCUCGCGGAAAGGGCGGCCAAGCGCGAGCUCGAGGCCAAGCAGGCCAACAAGGAGAUCGAGGAAUUUACGAACGAUUUCAAGAACGCCGCGCGCAAGUGCUUCCAGAUGAUCGACAAGGACGGCGGCGGCACGCUGAGCACGGACGAGAUCGUGACUGCCGUGAAGGAGGACAAGGUCGCGAACGCGGCGUCCUACGACCGCGCGCCCUUCAACUUCGUGUGUGGUGGUGCGGGAACAACCGAACGACGGCGUCACACUUCGCGCCGUUCGCAGGACGUGAUCCACUUCCUGAAGACGUGCGGCGAGGAGAACUUGCAGUUUUUGCUCGUGCCCGCGCGCCUCAAGAAGUCGCUGGACUACCUCGACACGGACGGCUCCGGCGAGCUCGACGUCGACGAGUGGCGCGUCGCGCGGCGUCCCCCAUGGCUUCAGGCCGUUCUUCUGACGUCGCCUCGACGCCAUCGACGCGUCGUCGCCGCCGCGUAGAGGCACGACUCCGGACGCGCGCAGGGAGGCCGCGAUCAACCGGGGCCUCGCGAAGCGGCUGGAGCAGAUGGCCGACGAGCGCGCCCGCGCGGCGCGCGCGGCGGAGAAGGCCGACGCUGAGUUCAGCGCCGAGUUCCUCAACGCCGCCCGGGAAGUGUUCCUGAUGAUCGACAAGGACGACUCCGGGUCGCUCGACCGCGAGGAGAUCGUGAAGUCCGUCAGGGCUGACAAGAAAGUGAUCGACUUCCUCACGAACUGCGGCAACAAGAACCUCCAGUAUCUCCUGGUGCCCGCGCGCCUCGACUCGGCGCUGGCCCAGAUGGAUACUGAUAGGGACGGGGAGUUCUCGCUCUCCGAGUGGGAGGACGCGAUCGAGACCGCGCUGUCCAACAAGCUGGCGCAGCGGGCCGCCGCGCGCGAGGCGCAGCGCAAGGCGGCGGCGAAGGAGAUUGCGGAAUUUACGGGCGAGUUCCUCAACGCGGCGCGGCAUUGCUUUGAAAUGAUCGACAAGGACGGCGGCGGCACGCUGUCUACUGCUGAGAUCGUGAAGGCGGUGAAGGAAGAUGCGGCGCGAACGCGGCGUCCUACGACCGCGCGCCCUUCAACUUGCGAGGCUUGCGGGGACUCUGCGAUCGGCCCAGUCGUCACCACUUCCUUUCCACGCGCAGGAAGUCAUCACAUUCCUCAGGACCUGCGGCGAGGAAAAUCUGCAGUUCCUCCUCCACCCGCCGCGCCUCAAGAAGGCGUUGGAGGUGCUUGACGAGGACGGCUCGGGGGAAAUUGACAUUGAGGAAUGGCGCGUCUUGCGGCGUCCGUGAUCACAUAUAGACUCUCUCGCGGCCGCGUCGACGGCGCAUGACGUCGCUUCGACGCCAUCGACGUCGUUGCCGCUACGUAUCGACAUGACAUCGUACGCACACAGGGAGUCGGCCAUCCAGCGCGGCCUGAAGAAACGCCUCGCGCAGCUCGCCGAGGAGCGCGAGCGCCGCCAGCGCGCGGCCGAGAAAGCCGAUGAAGAGUUCAGUCUCGAGUUUUUGAACGCGGCCAGAGAGGUAUUUACGAUGAUCGACGAUGACGAGUCGGGCACGCUCGAGAAGCCUGAGAUUGUUGAGGCAAUUCAAGGGUGAUUGGCACAGCGUCCUCUCUGUUUUCAACUUGCGCGCGGAGAAUAUGCCGUGCUCGCGCGAGACCAUUGCAUGGAGAAGUGACGCGCCGUCGCGAGACGAGAGAAGACUCACACGCACACGACGCAGGAACCAAAAAGUGAUCAAAUUUCUCGUCAACUGCGGCAACAAAAACUUGCAGUACUUGUUGGUCCCGUCGCGCCUCGACAAGGCGCUUAACGAGAUGGACACGGACCGCGACGGCCACAUCGACAUCGAUGAGUGGGAGGAGUGUAUCGAGAUCGCGCUUAAAAACAAGCUGGCCGAGCGCGCGGCGAAGCGGGAGCUCGACGCCCUUGCGGCGCAGCGCGAGAUUGCGGAAUUCACGGGCGAUUUCUUGAACGCGGCUCGGAAGUGCUUCGAGCUCAUCGACAAGGACGGCGGCGGCACGCUGUCUACUGCUGAGAUCGUAAACGCCGUGAAGACGGAUGAGGAAGUCAUUACAUUCCUCAGGAACUGCGGCGAGGAGAACCUGCAGUUCCUGCUGCAGCCCGCGCGCCUCAAGAAGGCCCUCGAGGUCCUCGACGAGGACGGCUCGGGAGAGAUCGACGUCGAGGAGUGGUGCGUUACGCGGCGUCCUUCACGGUUCACACGCCAUCGACGCCAUCGACGCGUACAAACAUAACGCCGGUCGCGCGCAGGGAGCAAGCGAUCCAGCGCGGCCUCUCGAAGCGGCUCGCCCAGCUGGCCGCGGAGCGCGAGCGGCGGGAGCGCGCGGCGGCCAAGGCGGACGCCGAGUUCAGCGCCGAGUUCCUCUCGAUGGCGCGCAAGUGCUUCGACCUGAUCGACAAGGACGGGUCCGGGACCCUAGAGAAGCCCGAGAUCGUGCAGGCCGUCCGGGCGGACAAGGAAGUCAUUAAUUUCCUCACGAACUGCGGCAACAAGAACCUCCAGUACCUGCUCGUGCCGUCGCGCCUCGACGCGGCGCUGAACGCGAUGGAUACCGAUAGAGAUGGGCACAUCGACGCCGACGAGUGGGAGGAGUGCAUCGAAAUCGCGCUGAACAACAAGCUCGCCGCGCGCGCAGCGAAGCGCGAGGCCGACGCCAAGCGCGCUCAAAAAGAAAUCGCAGAAUUCACGGGCCAGUUCCUCUCGGCGGCCCGGCGCUGCUUCGAAUUGAUCGACAAGGACGGCGGCGGCACGCUGAGCACGGACGAGAUCGUGACUGCCGUCAAGGAAGACAAGGAAGUGAUCAAGUUCCUCGAGACGUGCGGCGAGCCGAACCUCCAGUUCCUCACGCGGCCCGCGCGCCUCAAGAAGGCGCUGGAAGUGCUCGACGAGGACGGCUCGGGCGAGAUUGAUAUUCAUGAAUGGCGCGUCGCGCGGCGUCCUCCAUGGUUUCAUGUCGCUUGUUACAUGGGGUGACUCUGAGACUCGCGUCGACGUCGCCUGACGUUGCCUCGACGCCAUCGACGCGUCGUCGCCGCCGCGUGGAGGCAUAACUCCGGACGCACGCAGGGAGCUCGCGAUCCAGCGCGGCCUCGCGAAGCGCCUGGAGCAGCUGGCCAUCGAGCGCGAGCGCCGCGACCGGGCGGCGAUGGCCGCCGACGAGGAGUUCACGACCGAAUUCUUGAACGCCGCGCGAGAGGUCCGCUCGCCGCGUCCAAUCAAACCCACUUCCCCGCGCGCGCGUUGUUGCUUUGGUGUCAUGUCGCGUGUCGACCUUAACGCGCCCUCCCCAUAGGUAUUCAUAAUGAUCGACGUGGACGAGUCGGGCGACCUGGAGAAGGCGGAGAUUGUCGACGCCGUCCGUCUCCCGCGUCCGUCGUGAAGGUGCCUUCGACUCGCGGCGGAAACGAGCGGUAACUCACCGGUCGAUGGUCACAGGUGAAGAAUAACCAAAAAGUGAUCAAGUUCCUUGUUAACUGCGGCAACAAAAACUUGCAGUACUUGUUGAUCCCGGCGCGCCUCGAGUCGGCGCUCGCCACGCUCGAUACCGAUAGGGACGGGCACAUCGACAUGGUCGAGUGGUGCGCUUCGGAGUUCUAAAAUUUGGGGUGCCUUCGACGCGGCGAUGACGUGUUGCGGUGAUGGCGUGCUGGUGGCGUAGACGUAUGCCAUCGCCACGGCAGCGAGAGCGUCAACGCGUCUCGCGAGGCUCACCGGUCGGCGUUCCGCGCAGGGAGGAGGCCAUCGAGACCGCGCUCGCGAACAAGCUCGCGGACCGCGCGGCCAAGCGCGAGCUCGAGGCCGCGCGGGCGGCCAAGGAGAUCGAAGAAUUCAGCAACGAGUUCCUCAACGCCGCCCGCAAGUGCUUCGACCUCAUCGACGUCGACUGCAGCGGGACCCUGACCAAGGUUGAAAUUGUCGAGGCCGUCCAGACGAAUGAAACCGUCGUCUCCUUCCUGCGGACGUGCGGCGAGCCGAACCUCCAGUUCCUGCUCCAGCCGAAGCGCCUCGAGCGCGCGCUCAAGGUCCUCGACACGUCGAACGACGGCGAGGUGGACGUCGACGAAUGUACUGCUUCCGGCGUCUUACUUCUCGUCCGAUCGACGCGACGCCCGCUCGGCGGCGUGGCGGUGCGGUUCUCUGAACACCCGGUUCACUCUUUGAUGUGCGCACAGGGGAGGAGGCGAUCAACCGCGGCCUCGCGAAGCGCCUGCAGCAGAUGUCCGAGGAGCGCGCGCGCGCGGCGCGCGCCGCGGCGGCCGAGGACGAGGAGUUCAGCGCCGAGUUCCUGAGCAUGGCCCGCCAGGUCUUCCAGAUGAUCGACAAGGACAACUCGGGCACGCUCGUCAAGGCGGAGAUGUCCGCGCGCAGCGUCCGUCCUUCAACCCGCGCGCGUCGCGGCUCACACGCCAUCGACGCGACACGGUGCUUACCGCGCGAUCCCCCCGCAGCGUCGAGGCCGUGAGCGAGCAGUCGAACCCGGUCGUUUUAUUCCUCAUUAACUGCGGCAACGAGAACUUGCAGUACCUGCUCGUGCCCGCGCGCCUCGACGCGGCCAUGGCCGCCAUCGACACGGAUAGUGAUGGAGAGAUCACGGCGAUCGAGUGGCGCGUUUCCGAGUCUGAAAUUUUGGGGCGCCUUCGACGCGGCGGCGGCGUGCUGGUGGCGGAGAAGUACGCCGUCGCUUUCGCGGCUCACCGGUCUAUAACGACGCAGGGAGGAGGCCAUCGAGGUCGCGCUCCGGGCCAAGCUCGCCGCGCGGGCCGAGCGGCGCGCCAAGUCCUCGGCCGCGGCGCGCAAGGAGAUCGCCGAGUUCACGGCCGAGUUCCUGUCCGCCGCCCGCGAGGUCUUCGAGCUCAUGGACGAAGACGACUCGGGCACGCUCGUCGUUGAUGAGAUCGUGAAGGCCGUGGACCCCAAGAAAGGAAACAAGAAGGUCAUCAAGUUCCUCGAGACCUGCGGCGAGCCGAACCUGCAGUUUUUAGUAAGGCCGAAGACCAUCCGACGGGCGCUGCGCGUGCUCGACGUGAGCGGCGACGGCGAGAUCGACAUUGAUGAAUGGCGCGUCACGCCGCGUCUUUUUUACAUUUUCAAUGAUUAACUCCAAACGCACGCAGGGAGGAGGCCAUCUACCGCGGCCUCGCGAAGCGUUUGGAAGAUCUGGCCGAGGAUAGGGAUAGAAGAGAACGAGCGGCGGCCAAGGCCGACGAGGAGUUCGCCCUGGGCUUCCUCAUGGCCGCGCGCCAGGUCUUCGACACCAUGGAUAAAGAUGGCGAGGGCAUCAUCGACAAGAGCGUCUGCGACAACGCCAUGUCCGCGACGAAGGCCAAAUUCGACGCCAAGGAGAGCGGCACGGUGACCCUCGCCGACGGCCGCGUCGUGCCCGCUUCCUCAGUCCCGCCCGGGACGAAGCUCCAGGGGGGCGCGACGAUGCCCGAGGCGGCCAAGGACGGCACGGUGACGAUGCCCGACGGCAAGACCGUCAAGCCGGCGCCCAAGAUUAAAAUAGGCGGCAAGCCCAAGAUGAGCAAGUGGGCGGCCCUCAAGGCCAAGUCCAAGAUGCUCAUCGGGUUCGGCGUGAAGUCGAAGGCCGCCGUGCCCAUGGUGACGCUGGCCGACGGGACUCGGGUUGCGGCGUCGGAGGUGAAGCCCGGCACGCCGCUCCAGGGCGGCGCGGCGAUGCCCGAGGUUAAGCAAGGCGAGGCCGUCGUCACGCUGGCCGACGGGAGCGUCGUCCCCGCGUCGAGCGUGAAGCCGGGCACGCCGCUCCAGGGCGGCGCGACGAUGCCGGCGGUCCAGGGCGGCGCCGUCAUUACGUUGGCGGACGGCAGCGUCGUGAGCGCGUCCGAGACGGUCACGCUCGCCGACGGCACGGUCGUGGCGGCCAAGGACGUCAAGCCCGGCACGCCGCUCGCGGGCGGCGGGGCGAUGCCCGCGCCCAAGGAGAAGAUGGUCACGCUCGCGGACGGGACGGUCAUGCCCGCGUCCAAGGUCAAGCCCGGCACCAAAUUAGCCGGCGGCGUCGUCAUGCCCAAGCCCGCCGAGGGCGACGAGUUCGUGACGCUGGCCGACGGGACGAAGAUGAAGGCGUCCGAGGUGCCCCCGGGCACGAAGCUCGCCGGCGGCGGCAAGAUGCCGGCCGUCCCGCCGGGCGCCGCCGUCGUGACGCUCGCCGACGGGAGCGUCGUCCUCGCGUCGGAGGUGCCGGCGGGGACGCCGCUCGCCGGCGGCGCGACGAUGCCCGCGCCCGUCCCGAUGGUCACGCUGGCCGACGGCCGCGUCAUGCCCAUGGACAAGGUCCCGCCGGGGACGGAGCUGGCGGGCGGCGCGAAGAUGCCGCGCGGCGAGACGGUCAUGCUCGCCGACGGCACGAUCGUCGCGAAGAAGGACGCGCCGCCCGGCGCGGCCCUGGCGGGGGGCGGGUCCAUGGCCGUCGACGAGACGGCGACGGUCACGCUCGCCGACGGCACGGUCGUGCUGGCCAAGGACGUCGCGCCGGGCACGCCGCUCGCGGACGGCCAGGUCAUGGCGCCGCGCGCGGGCCAGAUGGUCACGCUCGCCGACGGGACGGUCUGCGACGCGGCCUCGGUGCCGCCCGGCGCCAAGCUCGCGGGCGGCGGCGUCAUGCCCGCGGCGCCCGGCGCGAUGGUGAAGCUCGCCGACGGCCGCUGCGUCCCGGCGUCGGAGGUGCCGCCGGGCGCGCCGCUGGCGGACGGCGGCGUCAUGCCCAUCGCCCCGGGCGGCAAGGUCACGCUCGCCGACGGGACCGUCGUCGACGCGGACAAGGUGCCCCCGGGCACGAAGCUCGCCGGCGGCGGCACGAUGCCCGCGGCGCCGGGCCAGAAGGUCACGCUCCACGACGGGACGGUCGUCGACGCGGACCAGGUGCCGCCCGGCGCGCGCCUCAAGGGCGGGACGGUCAUGCCGACGGCGGCGGGCGCGACCGUGACGCUCGCGGACGGGACCGUCGUCGCGGCGGACCAGGUGCCGGUGGGCACGGCCCUGGCGGGCGGCGGCGUCAUGCCCGUCGCGGCGGGCGCGAUGGUGACGCUGGCGGACGGCUCCGUCGUGCCGGCCGCCGACGUGCCGCCGGGGACGGCGCUCGCCGACGGCGGCAUCAUGCCCGUCUCGAACGACCCCGAGGCCACGGUCACGCUGGCGGACGGGCGCGUGGUCCGGGCCAAGGACGCGCCGCCGGGCGCCAAGCUCGCCAACGGCGGCACGAUGCCCGUGCGCGCGGGCGCCAAGGUCAAGCUCGCGGACGGCACGGUCUGCGACCCGGACAAGGUGCCGCCGGGCGCGCAGCUCGCGAACGGCGGCGUCAUGCCGGCCAUGCCCGGCGCCAUGGUGACGCUGGCCGACGGGACGGUGGUCGCGGCGGCGGCCGUGCCGCCGGGCACGCCGCUCGCCGACGGCUCGGUGAUGCCGGCGCCGCCGCCGGGCGCGACGGCGACGCUCGCGGACGGGACCGUCGUCCCGGCGAACGCCGUCAUGGCCGGCCAGCAGCUGGCCGACGGGUCCGUCGUCCCGCAGGCGCCGCCGCAGCAGGUCGCCUGCGUCGGCGGCGAGGAGGACUCGGUCGCGGACGAGAUCGUGAACAUCGUGGAAGGCUGCGACAAUCCCGAUUUGAAGACGGUGCUCGAGCCGGACUGCAUCGGGCAGGCUCUGGCCCAGGCCGACCUGGAGUGUGAAGGAGAAAUUGGAGCGGCAGAAUGGGACGGCGCCGUCGAGGGCGCGCUCGAGAAGAAGCUCGCGCAGCGGGCCGCGGAGCGAGACCGCGAGGGCAAGGGCCCGAACCCCUGGGACGCCAAGGGCGGCAAGGGCUUCGACGACGACGAGAUGGAUCCCGCGUUGGCGGCGUUGAUGGCCGCGAGGGAUGCGUGGAAGGACGACACGCCGUGGCCGACGCGCGUGAACGCGUCGGGGGAAGUCGUCUCGAUCAACCCGCUGGACAUUGAGUUCGUGGCCAAGUUUUUAGAUAAUGCGUCGAAGGCCUUCCGACUCAUCGACCUCGACGACAACGGCGGCAUGACCGCCGAGGAGCUCCAGGAGUCCAUCGCCGAGGAGCCCGAGGUCGUCAAGUUCCUCUGGACGUGCGGGAACAUGGACAUGCAGCUCAUGCUCGACGAGAAGCGCUUUCCCGCCUCCUUUGCCAAAUUAGAUCGGGACAAGGACGGCGAGAUUAGCAAGCACGAGUGGAUGUUAGCCAUCGACCUGGCGCUGGAGAUCCGGUUGAAGCGCUUCGCGGACCAGCGGGCGCGGUCGCAGGCCGCGGGCGAGGCGGAAGAUGCGGCCUUCCGCGAGGAGUUCAAGAAGCUCGCUCGCAAAGUGUUCUUUUUGAUCGACACGGACGGUAGUAACUCGUUGACCGAAGAGGAGAUCGUCCGAUCUCUGAGAUAUGAGGAGGAGGUCAAGACCUUCCUGGCUACUUGCGGCAAUCCGUUGCUCGGCCAUCUGCUCGACCCCAAGGAGAUCAAGAAGUCGCUGCACGAGAUCGACAAGAAUUCCGACGGCGAGAUUUCCCUCGAGGAGUGGGACGCCAUCGUCGAGAAGGCCCUCGACGAGAAGCUCAAGAAGCUACGAGCGGAACGCGCGAAGCGCGAAGCCGCGGAACGGGCGGAAGAGGAGGCCCUCACGCAGAAGUUUUUGGCCAUGGCGCGGAAGAUUUUUGAGAUGAUCGACAAGGACUACUCGGGCACGAUCACGAAGGAGGAGAUGGUCGAUGCGGUGGAGAACGAUAAUGAAAUUGUGGACUUCCUCCAGAACUCGGGCAACCUUAUUUUUAAACAAUUGUUACAUCCGAAGCGCCUCGAGAAGGCCCUCGCGGAUUUAGAUACGGAUUCGGACGGCGAGAUCUCGACGCAGGAGUGGGAGGAGGCCGUGGAAGCGGCGUUACGGGUGCAGCUCGGCCGCCUGAGUGCGGACCAGAAGCGCCGCGCGGCCCUGUCUCGUGCUGAAGACGAGAGGUUCAUCGCCGAGUUCAUGGCGGCCGCGCGCCAGGUCUUCGAGCUGAUCGACGUCGAUAAUUCCAAUAGUCUUGCGACCCAGGAGUUGGUCGACGCGACGACCGAGAACCAGGAGGUCAUCCGGUUCAUGGUUAAUUGUGGGAAUAAGUUCCUGCAGGACAUGUUGGUACCGAGACGAUUACGCGCAGCUUUGACGGAGAUCGACGCCGACGGUUCGGGCGAGAUCGACAAGCCUGAGUGGGAGAUCGCCAUCCAGGCUGCUUUAGAGAAGAAGCUCGCCGAGCUCGAAGCGGAACGGGCGGCGCAGCGCGAGGCCGACCGCUUGGCCGACGAGGCCUUCACGAAGGAGUUCCUGGCGGCGGCCAUGGAGGUGUUUCGACUCUUAGACACGGACGAGAGCAUGUCCUUGGAUCAUGAUGAGUUCGUCGGCGGCGUCGCCCAUAACCCGAUGGUCAAGAACUUUUUGAAGGACUGCGGCAACGAGUUCCUGCAGGAGUUAUUGAUUCCCAGUCGGUUGGACAAGGCCAUGAAGGCCCUGGACACGGACGGGAGCGGGGUCAUCGAGAUCGAGGAGUGGUAUGGUACGCGGCGUCCCCCGUUUCGUCUUUCGACGCGCGCUCACUGUUCAUAACACGCAGGGAGGAGGCCAUCGAGAAGGCCCUGCAGGUGCGCCUCGCCCAGAUCGCCGAGGAGCGCGCGCGGAAGCGCGCCGAGGCGCGGAAGGCGCGCGACAAGCUCGCGGCCGAGGUCUUGGUCUUGGCGCGGCAGGUGUUCGCGAUGCUCGACGUCGACGACGGCGGGACCCUGUCGCGAGAUGAAAUUAUAAGAGGCGUCGAGGAGGACGAGGAGGUCGUCAAGUUCCUCAUUAAUUGCGGGAACGAAUUUUUAGCGGCGCUACUCAAACCCAAGAAGCUCGAAAAAGCUUUGAUCGAGAUCGACACGGACGGGAGCGGCGAGGUCGACCUGGAAGAGUGGGAAGCCGCCGUCUUGGCGGGCCUCGAGAAGCGGCUCCAGGCCAUGGCCGAGGAUCGGGAACGGCGCGAGCGCGCGGCCGCGGCGGCGGACGGCCAGUUCACGGCCGAGUUCCUCAAGCUCGCGGAAGAGAUCUUCGACAUGAUCGACGAGGACAAGUCGGACACGUUGACGCACGACGAGUUGACGAACGCCGUGAAGCAUAACCGCAAGGUCCAGGACUUCCUCAAGGGCUGCGGGAAUAAAAAUUUACAAUAUUUAUUGGUACCGAGUCGUCUGCAGAACGCCCUCAAGGUCAUGGACACGAACGACGACGGCGAGAUCGACCGGAGCGAGUGGCAGGCGGCCAUCGAGGCGGCGCUGAAGGCGAAGCUGGCCGCGCGGCAAGCCGAGCGCGACGCGCGCGCCGAGGCGGCUAGAAAGGAGCUCGAGGAGUUCACGGCCGAGUUCCUGAACGCUGCGAGAAAAGCCUUCAAGCUCAUGGACAAGGACAAGUCGGGGACGCUCGUCAAGCAGGAGGUCGUGGACUCCGUGCAAAAUGACAAGGAAGUGGUCACGUUCCUCCAGACUUGUGGGGAGAGGAAUUUACAGUUCUUGUUACAGCCGAAGCGCAUCGACAAGGCCAUGAAGGAGUUGGAUACGAGCAAGGACGGCGAGAUCGAUGAAGAUGAGUGGGAAGUGGCGAUCCAGCGAGGAUUAAAGAAGCGCGUCGAGCAGCUCCAGGAGGCGCGCGCGCGGCGCGAGCAGGCCGCCGCCGCCGAGGACGCGGCCUUCUCCGAGGCCUUCCUGAACAUGGCCCGCCAGAUCUUCGACAUGAUGGACGUUGAUAGCAGUGGGUCGUUGGAUCGGGGCGAGAUCAUGAAGGCUGUCAAGAGCAACAAGGAAGUGAUCGCCUUCCUCGUGAACUGCGGCAACAAGUACCUGCAGGACCUGCUGGUGCCGGCGCGGUUGGAGGCGACGCUCGACGAGCUCGAUGCGGAUUUGGACGGGGAGAUUUCAGCUCCCGAAUGGGAAAGGGCCAUCGCCGAAGCACUGAAGGAGAAGCUCCGGCAGCGCGCGGCGGACCGCGAGGAGCGCGCGCGCGCGUGGCGCAAGGAGAUGGAGGCCUUCACGGCCGAGUUCAUGGCGGCCGCCCAGAAGGUCUUCGAGAUGAUCGACAAGGACGGCUCGGGCAGCCUCGCGAUCGACGAGAUCACGCGCGCCGUGAAGGAGGACCAGGAGGUCAUCGACUUCCUCGAGAACUGCGGCGAGCCGAACCUCCAAUUUUUAUUACGGCCCAAGCGCCUGAAGAAGGCGCUCGAGGCCCUCGACACGGACAAGUCUGGGGAAGUUGACGAGGAGGAGUGGUGCGUCUGGCGGCGUCCUUUCCGUCACCGACAUAACUCGGUCAUACCUUUCAACUUGAGACGCCAUCGAUGCGACAGUCCGCCUCCGAAGCUCAGAGCCGAUCGUCGCGAUAUGGGGCCACCGAGACGCCAUCGACGCGACGGGCCUCGCGCGAAGCUCACCGCUCGCUGCGCGCAGGGACGAGGCGAUCCACCGGGGCCUCGCGGCGCGGCUCGAGCAGCUGCGCGAGGAGCGCGAGCGCCGCGAGCGGGCGGCGCGGGCGGAGGACGAGGCGUUCUCCGCCGCGUUCCUCAACGCGGCCCGGGAGGUCUUCAUGCUCAUGGACAAGGACGACAGCGGCUCGCUGAGCCACCAGGAGAUCCUGGGCGCCGUGAAGACGAAUGCGGAAGUGAAGAAGUUCCUCAACGACUGCGGCGACCGCAACCUCCAGUACCUGCUCAUGCCGUCGAAGCUCGAGGCGUCCCUUAAGGCCAUCGAUUCUGACGGCUCGGGCGAGAUCGAGCUCCCGGAGUGGGAGACGGCCAUCGAGACGGCGCUCAAGGCGAAGCUGGCGCAGCGCGCGGCCGACCGCGAGCGCCGGGCCAAGGAGGCGGCGGCCGAGAUCGCCGCGUUCACGGCCGAGUUUUUGAACGCCGCGCGCAAGGUCUUCGAGAUGAUCGACAAGGACGAUUCCGGUGCUUUAGCGAAGGCCGAGAUUGUGGAAGCUGUCAAGAGCGACGAGGAAGUCAAGGACUUCCUCCAGAACUGCGGCGAGGAGAACCUGCAGUUUUUGCUCAAGCCGAAGCGCCUCGACCACGCGCUCCAGCAGCUCGACACGGACAACUCGGGCGAGGUCGACGUCGAGGAAUGUGCGGCCCGGCGUCCUACUUGUCAUGCGAUCGACGUUCACCGGUUGAUUCGCGCACAGGGGAGGAGGCGAUCCACCGCGGCCUCAAGAAGCGCCUCGAGCAGCUCGCCGACGAGCGCGAGCGGCGCGAGCGCGCGGCGGCCGCCGCCGACGAGGAGUUCAGCGCGGGCUUCCUGAACGCCGCCCGGGACGUGUUCAUCAUGAUGGACAAGGACGACUCCGGCACGCUGACGAAGGAGGAGAUUUUGCACGCCGUCAAGAACGAGGACGAGGUCCAGAAGUUCCUCAUCUCCUGCGGCAACCAGAACCUGUCGGACCUCAUGGUGCCCUCGAAGCUCGAGAAGACGCUCGCCGAGCUCGACACGGACAAGUCCGGCGAGGUGGACCUGCCCGAGUGGUGCGUUUCGGAGUCUCAAACUUUACGCGGCGAUGGCGUGUUGCGGUGAUGGCGUGCUCACCGGUCGAUGUUCCACGCAGGGAGGCGGCCAUCGCGCAAGCCCUCGCGAACAAGCUCGAGCAGCGGGCCAAGGACCGCGCCGAGGCCGCGGCGAAGGCGCGCGCGGAGAACGAGGCCUUCACCAAAGAAUUUUUGAACAAGGCGCGCGAGGUGUUUGAGCUCAUCGACAAGGACGACUCGGGUUCGCUCGCCAUCGACGAGAUCACUACGGCGGUCAAGUCGGACAAGGUCGUCAAGGACUUCCUCAAGACGUGCGGCGACGAGACGCUGAUGUUCCUGCUGCAGCCGAAGCGGCUCGACCACGCGCUGCGCGAGCUCGACACGGACGGCUCGGGAGAAGUGGACAUCGACGAGUGUACUGCCCGGCGUCCUACUUGCCAUCCGAACGCGACGCCUGCUCGACGGACACAUCUCACUGGUUGAUUCGCGCGCAGGGGAGGAGGCGAUCCGCCGGGGCCUGUCGAAGCGCCUCGAGCAGCUCGCCGACGAGCGCGAGCGCCGCGAGCGCGCCGCGGCCGCGGAGGACGAGGCCUUUUCGGCCGAAUUCUUGUUCGCGGCGCGCAAGGUCUUCAUGAUGAUCGACGAGGACGACUCGGGCACGCUCACAAAGGAUGAGAUCACCACCGCCGUCAAGGCGAACAAGGAAGUUAUCGACUUCCUCGUCAACUGCGGCAACCCGAACCUCCAGUACUUGCUCGUGCCGGCUCGUUUAGAAGCUGCGCUCGCGGAGCUUGAUACGGAUCGGUCGGGCGAGGUCGACCUGCCGGAGUGGUGCGGACGCCGCGUCGUCACACGUUUCCGCCGACGCGCCCCACCGGUUCAUACCUACGCAGGGAGGCCGCCAUCGAGAGCGCCCUCAAGAACAAGCUCGAGGCGAAGAAGAAGGCGCGCGAGGCGGCCGCCGCGGCGGCGCAGCGCGAGAUCGCGGAGUUCACCGCGCACUUCAUGGAGGCCGCGCAGCGCUGCUUCGAGCUCAUCGACAAGGACGACUCGGGCACGCUGACCAAGGAGGAGAUUGUGGUUGCGGUGAAGUCGGACAAGGAGGUCAUCGACUUCCUCAAGACGUGCGGCGAGCCGAACCUCGUGGCCCUCACGCAGCCGGCCCGCCUCAGCAAGGCCCUGGACAUGCUGGACACGUCCAAGGACGGCGAGAUGGACAUGGACGAGUGGAUGGCGGCCAUCAAGCGCGGCCUGGCGAAGCGCUUGGACGAGCUGGCCGACGAGCGCGAGCGGCGCGAGCGCGCCGCGGCGGCCGCGGACGAGGAGUUCAGCGCCGAGUUCCUGAACAUGGCCCGCAAGGUCCGUUUCCUGCGUCCAAUCAAUCAAACCCCCUUCCGUGCGCGCGCGUUUGUUUGCUUCUUGGUGUUUCGGCUUAACGUAACUAACUUAACGUAACUAACGCAGGUCUUCGACAUGAUCGACGCGGACGGCGGCGGGACGCUCUCCAAGGCUGAGAUCGUCGAUGCGGUGAAGAAUAACGAUGAAGUGAUCAAAUUCCUCAGCAACUGCGGCAACGAGAAUUUACAGUCGCUGCUCGUGCCGUCCCGGUUAGAACAUGCGCUCAACUGCCUCGACACCGACUCGGACGGCGAGAUCACGGCGCCCGAAUGGGAAGCCGCGAUCGAGCAGGCCCUCAAGGCGAAGAUCGAGCAGCGCCGCGCGGCCCGCGAGGCCCAGGCCGCCGCGGACCGGCGCGAGCUCGAAGCCUUCAAGGAGCAGUUCCUGAACGCCGCCAGGGAGGUCUUCGCGCUCAUCGACGCGGACGGCAACGGCAGCCUGACGAAAACCGAAAUUGUGGACGCCGUGACGCACGACAAAAAAGUGAUCUCGUUUUUGGGCAGCUGCGGCGAGCCGAACCUGCAGUUCCUGCUGCAGCCGAAGCGCCUCGAGAAGGCAUUGAAGGUGCUGGACACGUCGCAGGACGGCGAGAUCGACGCCGACGAGUGGGAGGCGGCGAUCUAUAGAGGCUUAGAGAAGCGCACGGCCGACCUGAAGGCCGAGCAGGAGCGGCGCGCCAAGGCGGCGGCCGCGGCCGACGAGGAGUUCUCGGCCGAGUUCCUAUCUGCGGCUAGGAAGGUCUUCGAGAUGAUCGACGUCGACAACUCCGGCACGCUCACAAAGCAGGAAAUUAUCACGGCCGUCAAGGAAAAUAAGGAGGUCAAGAUGUUCCUCGCGAACUGUGGCAACGAAAACCUGCAGUAUUUGUUGGUGCCGUCACGCCUGAACCACGCCCUGUCCGUCUUGGACAAGGAUGGUGAUGAUGAAAUUGAUGCGAACGAAUGGGAGGACGCCAUCGCCAAGGCCCUCCAGAAGAAGCUCGAGCAGCGGCGCGCGAUGCGCGAGGCGAACGCCGAGGCCUUCCGCAAGGAGAUCGAGGAAUUCACGGCGAAUUUCCUGAACGCCGCGCGCGAGGCCUUCGCGCUCAUCGACAAGGACGACUCGGGGUCGCUGUCGAAGACGGAAAUUGUGAGAGCCGUGCGCGAAGACCGCCCGGUCAUCGACUUCCUGCGGAACUGCGGCGAGGAGAACCUGCAGUUCCUGCUGCAGCCGGCGAGAUUAGAAAAGGCCCUCGAGCAGCUCGACACGGACAAUUCCGGCGAGGUGGACGUCGACGAAUGUACGGGAGCGGCGUCUUGUUUUUACGUGUAGCUUCGCUUGUCAUCCGAUCGACGCGACGCCUGCUCGACGGCGUGGCGGUGGUUCCAGCACGGUCGCGUCGUCGCCGAGAAAUAAGAAGGGGGCACCGGACUCACGGGUUGAUUCACGCACAGGGGAGGAGGCGAUCUACCGCGGCCUGGCCAAGCGCGUCGAGCAGCUCCAGGCCGAGCAGGAGCGGCGCAUGCGCGCGGCCGCCGCGGCCGACGAGGAGUUCAGCGCCGAGUUCCUGACGAUGGCGCGCGCCGUCUUCGACAUGAUCGACAAGGACCAGUCCGGCACGCUCACGAAGAAGGAGAUUGUGGAUGCGGUGGCCAACGACAAGGCGCGAACGCGGCGUCCUACAACCUUCAAUCCGUGAUCUGCGGAACUGCUCUUUUCGUGUGUUUGGUGUGUGGUGGUGAGGAAUCGCACGACCGCUUCACGCUUCGCGCCGUUCGCAGGAGGUCAUCACCUUCCUCAAUGACUGCGGCAACCCGAACCUCCAGUACUUGCUCGUGCCGGCUCGUUUAGAAGCAGCCCUAGAAGCGCUGGAUACCGAUAGAUCGGGCGAGAUCGACGCCAUGGAGUGGGAGGCGGCCAUCGAGACGGCCUUGAAAGCCAAGCUCGAGCAGCGCCGCGUCGAGCGCGAGCAGGCGCAGUCGGCCAACCGCGCGGAGAUCGAGGCCUUCACGGCCGAGUUCCUCAACGCGGCGCGCGAGUGCUUCCUGAUGAUCGACAAGGACAACUCGGGCACGCUCACGAAGACGGAGAUCGUGCACAGCGUGUCUUCCGACAAGUCCGUCAAGGACUUCCUGCAGAACUGCGGCGAGCCGAACCUGCAGUUCCUGCUGGUGCCCGCUCGUUUAGAAGCGAGCCUGGAUGCCCUGGACACGAGCAAGGACGGCGAGCUGGACAUGGACGAAUGUACGGGAGCGGCGUCUUGUUUUUUACGCCGUCGUCGUGAGCGCGGGAGAGUCUAUACGCGUCUCGCGGUCGCGUCGAUGGCGUCGAUGCGGCCGUCAGAGAGUCCGCGCGCCUCGCGAGAGCGGUGGCGCUGUCGCCGCGACGCCGCCGUCACGACACAUGUAGCUUCACUCACCAUUCACGCACACAGGGGAAGAAGCGAUCAAGCGCGGCCUCGCGAAGCGCGUCUCGCAGCUCCAGGACGAGCAGGAGCGGCGCGCCAAGGCCGCCGCCGCCGAGAACGCGGCCUUCUCGGCCGAGUUUUUGGGCGCCGCGCGGCGCGUCUUCGCGAUGAUCGACGUCGACAACUCCGGCACGCUGACGAAGGAGGAGAUCAAGAAGAGCGUCAAGAGCGACAAGGAGGUCAUCGACUUCCUCAAGGACUGCGGCGAGGAAAAUUUGCAGUUUUUGUUGGAGCCGAAGCGAUUGGACCGGGCGCUCAACGCGCUGGACACGUCGCAGGACGGCGAGGUCGACGUCGACGAGUGG